AUGGAUAGCAACCGGAAGAGGAGAGUGUUGCACUGCAUCCAGAGAGCCCUGAUUCGGAGCCAGGAGCUGGGCGACCAACGAGAAGAUCCAAUUGUGAGGCAGAUGGUGGAGCUGGUGGAGAACAGGACCAAGCAGGUGGACAGUCACGUGGAACUCUUUGAGGCACACCAUCAGGUCAAUGACACCACUGGCCAUAGUGGCAAAGCUGGCCAGGAUAAGUGCAAGAACAAGACAAUCACACAGGGAGAAAAGCCAAAUAAUAAGAGGUCUCGGAGACAGUGCAACAGUGAAAAUGGGGAGAAUGCAGCCAAUAAUCACGACCAUGAUGAGAUCACCUCAGGAACGCCUAAGGAGAAGAAAGCAAAGGCCUCCAAGAAGAAGAAACACUCCAAGGCCAAAGCAGAGAGGGAAGCAUCCCCUGCAGACCUUCCCAUCGACCCGAAUGAGCUCACCUACUGUCUGUGCAAUCAGGUCUCCUAUGGAGAAAUGACCGGCUGUGGCAAUGACGAGUGCCCCAUCGAGUGGUUCCACUUCUCCUGUGUAGGACUGAAUCAUAAACCAAAGGGCAAGUGUUCCUGUCCCAGAUGUCGAGGGGAGAAUGAGUAAACAAUGGACAAAGCCCUGGAGAAAUCCAAAAAGGAGAGGGCUUAAUAACAGGUAGUUGGUGGACCUUGCUGAA
Myotis lucifugus (little brown bat) is the source of this 679-nucleotide messenger RNA. Its product is annotated as inhibitor of growth protein 1-like. Gene Ontology annotation, biological process: positive regulation of DNA-templated transcription. The record is from RefSeq and is a predicted model, not a curated record. Bases 1 to 606 code for a protein of 201 amino acids. NCBI's taxonomy places the organism in Eukaryota, Metazoa, Chordata, Mammalia, Chiroptera, Vespertilionidae. The transcript has a single exon. Gene Ontology annotation, cellular component: nucleus.